Oryza sativa Japonica Group (Japanese rice) is the source of this 2525-nucleotide messenger RNA. RefSeq names its product rust resistance kinase Lr10. Gene Ontology annotation, molecular function: protein kinase activity; polysaccharide binding; ATP binding. Lineage: Eukaryota; Viridiplantae; Streptophyta; Magnoliopsida; Poales; Poaceae. Gene Ontology annotation, biological process: protein phosphorylation. The record is from RefSeq and is a predicted model, not a curated record.
AUAAAGUAGGAGAGCCAAGCUCCCCCAUUUCCAUUAAGAGAAAUGAGCAUUUGCCAGAUGUUUGAGGGUUUCUACAAAUAAACCCUUUCCCAGACAGAUAACAGGUCCAGCUAAGCUAACCAAGCAAACCCUCAAAAGAUCUACCUAUAGGUCUUUUUCCACACGGCAGGAUGGAUGCUGCUGCGAUUCACUAGACUGCAGGCAGCUUCCGGCCGGGUACUACACUGUGGUAUAGUGGUGUCCAUCUUUUAACUCGACGCAACGCAACAUUGCCCUGCCUUGCUUACUUGUUGGAUCGUCUCCAUCUCGCCUGCCUGUCACAGUGCAUACAGAAAAUAGGAUGAGAGGAUUUCUUGCAGCAACCCUCCUGGUGUUGAGCCUUCUUCUCAACCUGCACACAGCAGCGUCAGUGUCAGCGUGGGAAGACAAGGAUUUCUUCAGCUACUGCCCGCCGUCGAGGUGCGGCGAGCAUGGCCCCGAGAUCAGGUUCCCUUUCAAACUUGAAUCCAAAAAUACACCAUCGUCAUGUGGCGUGCCAUGCAUGAAGCUAUCAUGCUCUGGCCAAUAUACCAUCCUACAUAACAAAUACCUUGGAAGGCCAUACAAGUUGACCGCCAUAGAUUACAAGCAUGCUCUCCUGACCGCCGUCCCGCUCGCAGACGAAGACAACUACUCCUCACCGUCUCCCUGCCCACUUCUAAAAUCCAUAUCUAUCAGGCCAAACUUAAUAACAGGGCCAGGCUAUGGUUAUUACAACACAGGGUACCAGAACCCUUGCCAAACAUACGAUACCUACUAUGCAGCACUAGUAAGCUGUUCAACAGAAUUUGCCCUAGCUAGUGUCCCUGGCACUGCCACCGAUAACGAUUAUAUUGCUGGCCCCAUCUCUUGCCUUAGCAACCAAACCCACUUCUCCUAUUUGGUGGCUUAUCGUGUAACUAUGUCUCUUCUUCCGUUGGACUGCGAGGUCAUCUCAGAUGGCCCCAUUCCGAUACCAGCUUUUUAUUACUCCGGUUAUAUCCCAUCCAUGUUCACAACAAGUGCAGACAGAAUCCUCGACUAUCCUUCCGGUUAUGUCUUAUCCACGUUCAGAGAAAGUGCAGAAAGAAUCCUCAAUUCUUCUGAGACCAUGAUCUGGUGGUAUUUCUACAAGUACGAUGGCAGACAUUGUGAACAACAAGGCCGACGCUGCGCAUUCAGCUCACAAAGGAAUCAAACAUUCUGCAUGGGUAGAGGUUCACAUGUCAAAGUAAUAGCAGCUACAUCUUCGGUUGCUGCAUUUGUUAUUCUUCUGUUGAUGGUGGCCACUGCACUAUAUCUUUCACUGAGGACAAGAUAUAAUGAAGAGAUACAUCUGAAGGUAGAAAUGUUUCUCAAAACAUAUGGCACAUCGAAACCCACGAGGUACACUUUCUCCGAAGUAAAGAAGAUAGCAAGCCGGUUCAAGGUUAAAGUAGGACAAGGUGGAUUUGGAAGUGUGUACAGAGGUGAGCUACCAAACGGAGUCCCUGUGGUGGUUAAGAUGCUAGAAAACUCCAAAGGGGAGGGAGAUGAAUUCAUCAAUGAGGUUGCAACUAUCGGGAGAAUCCACCAUGCAAACAUUGUCCGCCUCCUUGGCUUUUGCUUAGAAGGAACAAGGCGGGCUCUCAUUUACGAAUACAUGCCUAACGAUUCGCUGGAGAAAUAUAUAUUUUCACAUGAUUCUGAUACUUCUCAAGAAGUCCUAGUGCCAAACAAGAUGCUAGAUAUUGCUUUAGGCAUUGCCCGAGGAAUGGAGUACUUGCAUCAAGGAUGCAACCAGCGUAUCCUCCACUUUGAUAUCAAGCCUCAUAACAUCUUGCUGGACUAUAACUUCAGUCCGAAGAUUUCAGACUUUGGCCUUGCAAAGCUGUGUGCAAGGGACCAAAGCAUCGUUACCUUGACUGCAGCAAGAGGCACGAUGGGCUAUAUUGCACCAGAGCUAUAUUCUCGGAACUUUGGAGAGAUAUCUUACAAGUCAGAUGUUUAUAGUUUCGGCAUGCUGGUGUUAGAAAUGGUUAGCGGAAGGAGGAACUCAGACCCAAGUGUUGAAAGCCAAAACAUGGUCUACUUCCCAGAAUGGAUCUAUGAACAGGUUACCGCUGGGCAGGAUUUGGCACUUGGUAGGGAAAUGACUGAAGAAGAGAAAGCAACAACGAGACAGCUGGCCAUUGUGGCACUAUGGUGCAUUCAGUGGAACCCAAAUAACCGGCCAUCAAUGACAAGUGGUGAACAUGCUAACAGGGAGGUUGCAGAAUCUACAGGUGCCGCCUAAGCAGUUUUUCUCAGCUGACAGCCAUCCUACUCUGUAAGACUUGCACAACAUGGUACCAUAAUUCAGUAGAGGAAUAUGUGAUACAUAUAAACUUAGUACACAUUUUGCAAUAAAUGCCUAGCAUUAGCAUGCAAUAUAUUCUUAUUAUGCCAAGCCACAUGAAGUGCCACUCUUCACUGUAUAAAAAUUCAAUGAGGGAAUUGGAUAUUUGUGGUUCAGUUGUCGUGGGUUA